CGUCGUCGCCCCCGUGCUGACUCCCGCCGGGGGCGCUCCCACUGACCGUUGAGCGGCCUGCGAAAUCCGUCCCUAACGACCCUACCCCCUCCGCCAACCGUUCUUGCGGUGGCGACUCAUGUGGGGGUUCGGGCUCCUGCGGUCGCCGCAGCUGCUGCUUUUGCUGCCGCAUCUCGGAAUCGCCGCCUCACGCUCUCAGUCCGGAACCAUGAACUUGGAAGGCAGCAGCUCUGCGAGAUGCUCCCCCUCCGCGGAGGGGCGUCGGCACCGGUGCCUGCAGUUGUCCACAGUGCCGGGAGCCGAUCCACAGCGCAGCAACGAGCUGCUCCUGCUGGUGGCGGCGGAGGUGGAGGGACCUGAACGGCGGGAUCUCUCUGGAGACCGGGCGGAGGAGGAGCUGCAACCGCCGCCCCAGCAUCACGUUCUCUAUUUCCCCGGGGAUGUGCAGAAUUAUCAUGAAAUUAUGACUCAUCAUCCUGAGAAUUAUCAGUGGGAAAACUGGAGUCUAGAAAAUGUUGCCACCAUUUUAGCUCAUCGGUUCCCCAAUAGUUAUAUUUGGGUGAUAAAGUGUUCCCGAAUGCAUUUGCACAAAUUCAGCUGCUAUGACAAUUUUGUGAAAAGUAAUAUGUUUGGUGCUCCAGAACACAAUACUGACUUUGGAGCUUUUAAGCACCUUUAUAUGUUAUUAGUUAAUGCUUUUAACUUAAGUCAGAACAGUUUGCUAUCAAAGAAGAAUGUGAAAGAUUUGAAUGAGGACUCCAAAGCAUCUAAUUGUAGAUCUAGUUCUUCUCAUACUACUAAUGGUUGCCAGGGAGAAAAAGAGAGCCCCUGUGAAAACUUUGAUGAGUCUGCCAUGAGUUUUUAUCCACCAUCACUAAAUGGUGCUUCUUUUACUUUGAUUGGAUUCAGUAAAGGUUGUGUUGUUUUGAAUCAGUUGCUUUUUGAAUUGAAAGAAGCUAAGAAAGACAAGAACAUACAUGCUUUUAUCAACAGCAUAAGAACGAUGUACUGGCUGGAUGGCGGUCAUUCUGGAGGAAGCAAUACUUGGAUUACUUAUCCAGAAGUCUUGAAAGAAUUUGCGCAAACAGGGAUUAUUGUUCACACCCAUGUAACACCUUACCAAGUACGUGAUCCAAUGAGAUCUUGGAUUGGAAAGGAGCACAAGAAAUUUGUUCAGAUACUUGAAGACUUUGGUAUGCAGGUGUCUAGCCACAUACAUUUUGCAAAGGAAGCUCCUUCCAUAGAGAAUCAUUUCAGGGUUCAUGAAGUAUUUUGAGACUACAAAAAUAUUAAUGUACUUGUUCAGUGGAAAAGAAGAAGCACUUUGAGUUUUAUAAAUUCAGAUGACGUGUAACUCACAGAUAAUGCAUCCAUUUUGGGUGGGAGGGAACACACAUUCCUAAAAUACAAGUGUAAUGUGCAAUAGUACUUCUUGCUUCUGAAUGUGAACCGUUUUUAAUUUGGACUGGGUUAGAGUUAGUUCAUUUGGCAACUAAAAGGUGGUUUGUGAUAAUCCUAUGAAAGCUACAAGACCCUUAAUAAUGAAAGUUACAAUAGAGUCCUUAUAAAGGGUAAUUAAAGUUGUUAUUGUUGGAAAUAGUUUAUUUUCUGAGUGACGUUUAAAACUAAUUUUGGUGGCACAGUAUUACCAAUUAAACAGUAAUUACCAAUUUUGGCACUGAAAACUUUUGAGUAGAAACACACCAUUUCUCUUCAAACAAAGCAAAGGCACACAGAUAUUUUCCAUCAUUUUGGAAUAACUGUACCCUGCCUCGAUGUUUUGUAAACUCAUGGAAUCAUUCUUUAGUGUGCCACCAAGUGUUUUUUCUCAGGAGUCAAAAUAUAGUUGUUUCCAAAUAUCCUAGAACAUGCAGUAGUGUAAAGUUGGUUUUUAAAAACAUUGCACUUAAGCACUGUGGCUAAAUUUUUAAUUGACAACUUUUGGCUAAGACAUUUUGGAGUUUCUUAAAUCUUGGCCAAAAACCAGUUCUUUUGGGAAAAAUUGUUUUAAAAUGAACAUAAUUAUGUAAAUUGGGUAAAAAUAUAUUACAGAUUGAAAAUUUUUUCAUAUCAGUCUCUUGAGAUCAGUUUAGGUAAAAUAAAUAUAUAAUACUCUAUUUGUUAGUGCUCUGUUGACAAGGGGACAGAUUCUAUAGAUCUAAGUCAGCGUUUCUCCAGAAGCAGGAUUUUGUCUGCCAAAGAAAGCAGCUUCCUUUGGCCAGAAUGCAAAAAUUAUAUUGCUAUAGGAAAAGUUAUAAGGGAAAAGUUUAAAGACAUGAUUUAAUUUUGGCUCAAAAACUGCAUUUGCUUAACACUGCUACAUAAUUUGGGUGAGGUUUCCUUCUGCCUGUUUUUCUUGACCUAGAUAAAUACUUUUUGAGAAACCGAGAUCUAACUAAUGUCAACCAACAUUGAACAUAGCUGUGUGAUUAAAGUGAAAGGUGAGUGGUCACUUUUUAAUUUAUUUAUAAUUAGCUUUUGCAGGACAUGAAAUAAAGCAG
Molecule: messenger RNA, 2501 nt
Organism: Artibeus jamaicensis (Jamaican fruit-eating bat)
Lineage: Eukaryota; Metazoa; Chordata; Mammalia; Chiroptera; Phyllostomidae
Gene: CUNH2orf69
Product: chromosome unknown C2orf69 homolog
Exons: 2
Coding region: 119-1276 (385 amino acids)
Cellular component (GO): mitochondrion
Source: RefSeq, a predicted model, not a curated record